Vespula vulgaris is the source of this 1958-nucleotide messenger RNA. Its product is annotated as odorant receptor Or1-like. The record is from RefSeq and is a predicted model, not a curated record. NCBI's taxonomy places the organism in Eukaryota, Metazoa, Arthropoda, Insecta, Hymenoptera, Vespidae. Gene Ontology annotation, cellular component: plasma membrane. The coding region runs from base 514 to 1677 and encodes 387 amino acids. Gene Ontology annotation, molecular function: odorant binding; olfactory receptor activity. The transcript has 5 exons. Gene Ontology annotation, biological process: detection of chemical stimulus involved in sensory perception of smell; sensory perception of smell.
ACUUGGACCGUAUAACGUAGAAUCUCGUCAUUUAUUUCUAUCUCUUUAUAUAAUAAUAUUAUAAUUAUACGUGGUACUCGUAGACAGAGAAAUUGCUUGAAAAUGAACCUCCUGACUCGAAUGCAGUAUUAUAAAAAUUUACUGACGGUAUAGCCAGAGAGAGAGAGAGAAAGAGACAGGACAAUUAUUAGCUAUAGAUUAUGAUGUAAAUUGCAUAUUACAUAGGAUAAGACGAUGAUAACUACGGUCUGUAUAUUUACUGUAUAAGUAAAGAAACCUCUCUUGCGGUGUUAACAACAAAAGGCAGAGACAUAUGUAUGAAUAAAGAAUAAACUAAGAAAGACAUUCAUGCUAUAGAACGUACAUACGUAUCUACUAAUAAUCUAAUAUUUUUAUUUCUUAUCGUCAGUGAGAAGAUGUAACAUUUUUUUAAAGACAGAUUCCAUUGUGAUUUUACGAUCUCGUAAAGCAAAAGAUUAAUAUAUAAAAUUGAAUAAGACAUAGGAAAAAAUAAUGCAUACUCUUCCUUUAUCAUUCGGCCUGUUAACUUACGUUGGUUUUUGGCGACCAACAAAAUGGUCAUCGAAUUCUUUAAAGUAUUUCAUUUACAACGUUUAUACGACUUUCAUGGUAUUCUUGCUUUAUACAUUCGCAUUCUGUGGGUUCAUGGAUGCUCUGAUUGAUCAUGACUUGGAUAACUUACUUGAAAAGUUUUCACUCUUUAUAUCCGUCAUCGGAGUUUGUAUCAAAGUGACGAACAUUUUAAUCAAUCGAAAUAGUAUUAUUUCAGUUGCAAACAUGCUUCUAAAGGAGGUAUGCAUUCCACGUGAUUCAGAGGAGCUGGCAAUUAAACAGAAGUUUGAUAAAAAUGCCAAAACUAUCACAAUUUAUUGCGAAAUCUUGAACGAGACAACCGUCUUCUUCGCAACUGUGGCUCAAUUUGGUAAAUUCUUAGAAACUCGUACUUUACCGCUUGCCGAUUGGACACCAUACGAUCGUACCUCGAAUAUUAUGUUUUGGAUCACUUUACUUCAUCAAUCCUUUGCUCUCAUGGUGUGUGCUAACUCGAGCGUGGCUCACGAGACCAUAAUAUCCGGACUGAUGAUACAAAUUUGUGCUCAAUUGGAGAUACUCUGUCAUCGGGCAAGAACAUUGCCAACGUUUCUGCAAAAGACACAGAAAAAUUAUUCCUCUAAAGAGGACUUUAAAAAAGUCGAAAAUAAAGUUAUUGGUGAAUUGGUCGAGUAUCAUCUUUACGUUUAUAAGUUUGCUAAAAAAGUCAAUGACGUGUUCAUGCUUAUGAUAUUCAUGCAAUUUUCUAUAAGUUCUACAGUACUCUGCAUGAGCGUGUAUAAAUUAUCAACGAAAGAUGUGAUAAGCCUGGAUUUCCUGUGGACAUUUUUUUAUCUCACGUGUAUGCUCACUCAACUCUUCCUUUAUUGUUGGUUUGGUAACGAAGUUACGUUAAGGAGUAAAAAAAUUGGAGAUGCAUUUUAUGAAAUGGAUUGGAUAUCAUUAAGAAGUAAAGUAAUAAAAAAUCUUACUAUAAUAAUGGCACGAACAACGAGAGCCAUCGAAAUGAAUAGUGGCUAUAUAGUGAAACUCUCAGCAGAAUCGUUUAUGAUCAUAAUUAAAGUCUCAUAUUCUGCUUAUAAUGUUUUACAAACUUCGUCAUAAUAUACUUGUUAUAUCAACAAAUACAUAUACCGUUUGACGGUGUAGUUACGUUCCAUACUUUAAAACGUAGUGAAUAUUAUUAUUUUAUUUGUUUCAUUUUUAAUAAAAUCCACGAGAACAAAUCAUGAUAAUAAUAAUAGAAGAAGAAGAAUUAUAGUAUAAAUAUGAUGUCAACGCAGAACUGUUCAAGAUUAUCCGGAACUCGUCUAUACGUAUCGCUGGCUAUAGCUGCUUGUGCUUUUUAAUUAUUUAUAAAAUAAAAUGUCCAGAGGGCAAAAAUA